This is a messenger RNA of Nematostella vectensis (starlet sea anemone), 2546 nucleotides long. RefSeq names its product dihydropyrimidinase. The coding region runs from base 226 to 1935 and encodes 569 amino acids. NCBI's taxonomy places the organism in Eukaryota, Metazoa, Cnidaria, Anthozoa, Actiniaria, Edwardsiidae. The record is from RefSeq and is a predicted model, not a curated record. The transcript has 19 exons. Gene Ontology annotation, cellular component: cytosol; cytoplasm. Gene Ontology annotation, molecular function: dihydropyrimidinase activity. Gene Ontology annotation, biological process: pyrimidine nucleobase catabolic process.
GCAGGAAUACGCUUUAUUCCUAUUUUUAUUGUAAUUUCGAAACUGUGGAUGUUAAUCUGUACAGUCCUCGCAUUCUCUGUCGUUCCAUUCCAGUGGUUCAAGCUUGGGGUGCCGUCUUUCCCAGGGUACCUUUGCGCGCCGUGCGAGCUGUUUUCGCGGGUUUGCAAACCGUAAAACAGAGAGCAAACCACAGCGAAGGGAAAACCCAACCUUUUCCUCCCCAAAAUGACUUCAGCAAUGGCGCAGAAGGAUCGUAUUUUGAUCAAGGGUGGAACCAUUGUAAAUGAUGACCAAAUGUUUGAGGCUGAUGUCUACAUUGAGAAUGGUCUGAUCAAGGAAAUAAGCAAAUCUGUCAUUUGCCCUGGAGGUACAAAAGUCAUUGAUGCAUCCAGAAAGCUCAUCCUUCCAGGUGGUAUUGACACCCACACCCACUUGCAGAUGCCUUUCAUGGGCACUACGGCUAUUGAUGACUUUUUUAUUGGCACAAAGGCUGCCCUGGCAGGGGGAACAACCAUGAUCAUUGACUUUGUCAUCCCAGCAAAAGGGGAAUCAUUGCUAGAGGCUUAUGACAAGUGGAGAGGUUGGGCAGAUGAGAAAGUGUGCUGUGACUAUGGUUUCCAUGUUGCUGUGACUUGGUGGAGUGAGGAAGUGGCAGAAGAAAUGGAAAUCCUUGUUAAAGAGAAAGGUAUCAACUCAUUCAAGACUUUCAUGGCAUACAAGGAUGUGAUGAUGAUCAAUGAUGCUGAGAUGAUUAACUGUUACAAAAAGUGCAAGGAGAUUGGAGCCAUCGCCCAAGUCCAUGCUGAGAAUGGUGACUUGAUUGAUGAGGGUGCCAAAAAGAUGAUCGCUAUGGGAAUAACAGGCCCAGAGGGUCAUGAGAUGUGCCGGCCUGAGGAAGUUGAGGCUGAGGCCACACAGAGAGCAAUUACUAUUGCUAACCAGGUUAAUUGCCCUCUGUAUGUAGUCCAUGUUAUGAGCAAGAGUUCUGCUAAGGUGAUCAGUGAUGCUAGACGCCUUGGAAAAGUUGUAAUAGGAGAACCCAUUGCAGCUGGUCUUGGAUGCGAUGGUACCAACUACUGGCACAAAUGCUGGAGACAUGGUGCAGGCCAUGUUAUGGGUCCUCCACUCCGUCCAGACACAUCUACUCCAGAACACCUUAUGAAUCUCUUGGCAAAUGAUGACCUUCAGUGCACAGGAACAGAUAACUGCACAUUUAGCUCAGAACAGAAAGCUCUUGGCAAGAAUGACUUUCGCAAAAUUCCAAAUGGUGUUAACGGCAUUGAAGACAGAAUGUCCGUAAUCUGGGAAAAAGGCGUGCAUGCAGGUAAAAUGGAUCCUUGCCGGUUUGUUGCUGUUACAAGUACAACUGCAGCCAAGAUCUUCAAUGUCUAUCCCCAAAAGGGUCGUAUUGCCAUCGGCUCUGAUGCAGAUAUUGUGGUCUGGGAUCCAGAAGCAACAAGAGUCAUAUCUGCCAAAACACACCAUCAGGCUGUAGACUUCAACAUAUUCGAGGGAAUGGAGUGCCAUGGGGUGCCGGUGGUGACCAUCAGCCAAGGCAAGGUCGUGUAUGAAGGGGGCGAGUUCCAUGUGGUCCGUGGCUCUGGCCGUUUCAUACCCACACCUCCCUUCUCUCAUUACAUGUACAGCAGAAUCCACACAAGAGACAAGAAUUGCCAACCAAAAAAGGUUGAUCGAGAACCUUACACUGGAAAAGUACUGACAAUCGAACCUGACCCUAAGGCUGCGGUAUUUACUUCGCCUGCUCAGCGGAGAAUGAAGGAGCGAGAAGAAGUCAAGAAGAACCCACACAGAGAUCUCCAUCGCUCAGGCUUUGAGCUUUCAGGGAGGCAAUUUGAUGACGAACGGCCGUACCGACCAUCCUCCCGAGUAGCCAAACCUCCCGGUGGUGCGUCUUCAAUUGUAUUCGAUCAAUAAGGCCCUGGUCACCGUGCCCUACUGACCUCAGCACCCCCUAGACAUCUGUACGGAAUCAAGGCAGUCUUGUUACAGUGUCACGCGCGCUACCAUGGCAACCAAGACAAAAAAACAAAUGUUGUUUCUGAAAUGGCCACAAAGAACUUCUCUUGUGAACUUGUAGGGCAGCAAUACUGGACUAAAGUUGCAUGAUACGAUGUAGUGCAUGGUGUUUUGGGACUUUAUGACGUCCUCAAUGUUGUACACUGAUAGAUAGACCCAAAGGUAUGGUUUUGAUGUCCUUGAGGAAAUCAUCUUAUUGGUCAUACUCCUUUUCUUGAAUUAUAUUUUUUUGAAUGUUUCUUAACCUUCUUGUAUAACUUAUCUUGUUUAGUUUUUUUUUUUAAGUAGUGACCCUGCUUUGGUUUUGUAGAGUGUCAAAAUGUUUGCUUGAAAACUUUUACGAGAAGUAUGUUCCAUUGUCACUUCGUUUUUGCCACAACUAUAUAUUAGCAGUUGCUGUUAUUUGUAUUAUAAUUAUGUGAAGAAACACCUUUAGAAUAAUGUCAUAUGUAAAUCUGUAAAAGGUUCUGCUCAAAUUUGACAAGAGCAAUAAACAACUGUUAAACUGA